UUUGCUAGAUGGGAGCCUGCUCAUGGACUUUUCAACUUUCAACAUCCAUGGGGAAAAUACCUUAAGAUCAGCGCGUCAAUGCGUAGUUGUGCCUGUUGCAUUGAGGCACUAACAAGCUGCAUCAAUCAAAAAGAUCAGGCUUCUGAGUUGUUAAAGAAUCAGCUUACAAACACUUGCCAACAAGUAAGUUCAAGUACAAGUGAGAUACUGAAAGAGUUGGCUUUAAACAUGAAAACAAUGAGAAAAUCCUCCAGGAUGGAUAUGUUAAUACAAGAAAAGAGUAACGCGAUUCAAGAACUAGAAACUCUGAUGGAACAACUUUCAGGAUUACUUAUUAUUCAGCCAAAGAAUGUAAAGGAUGAUCAAGAAAAGCCAGUUAUAAGAACAAGUAGUACUAAUGUUAUCCCUCUUAUUGAAAUCAUACCAACUGCAACAUUUGCUUCUUUAGUGAUCGAAAUUGCCACGAGGAUCGAAGGGGUGGUUGAUGUUGUUGAAGAAUUAUCAAAACUGGCAAAAUUCAAACUUGAGGAUGCUGAUAUGAUGAUCAAACAGAACAAACCAGUCAUCAAGAAUAUCAUAAACUAGUAGUACUGUUUAUAGAUAAACCUUACUGUUGAUUUCAUAUGUCUUGCUAUGUUCAGGUUACCAAUUGCUAGAUAUCC
Solanum tuberosum (potato) is the source of this 662-nucleotide messenger RNA. Its product is annotated as aluminum-activated malate transporter 10-like. The record is from RefSeq and is a predicted model, not a curated record. Gene Ontology annotation, biological process: malate transport. The transcript is spliced from 2 exons. Bases 79 to 585 code for a protein of 168 amino acids. Lineage: Eukaryota; Viridiplantae; Streptophyta; Magnoliopsida; Solanales; Solanaceae.